This is a messenger RNA of Guillardia theta CCMP2712, 729 nucleotides long. RefSeq lists its product as hypothetical. Gene Ontology annotation, biological process: interstrand cross-link repair. Lineage: Eukaryota; Cryptophyceae; Pyrenomonadales; Geminigeraceae. Gene Ontology annotation, molecular function: single-stranded DNA 5'-3' DNA exonuclease activity. The record is from RefSeq and is a predicted model, not a curated record. The transcript has a single exon. Gene Ontology annotation, cellular component: nucleus. The annotation marks the transcript as partial.
AUGGCAGGGCGGGAGCAUCACCUUGAAGCCGAGCUCGAGGUGCACGACAUAGUGGACGUGGAAGUUGCGACGAGAGAGGACGUGCUGGGGCUGAAGAUCCUGAACCUGAGGACGUCAGCAUAUCAGCUGUGUGAGGGAGCCGCAUGCGCAAGGGAGAUCCCAGUGUUCGGCAUGCUCGGCAGCCUGUGGGUCACUGGCAUCAUCGACGAGCUCAAGUUGUCAAAGGACGGCAAGUUGACACUAUCCGAGCUCAAGACGAGAGCCCGUCCUUCCCUGCCGUCCGAGGCCCAGAAGCGCUGCACCCACCUGCAGCUGAUGAUGUACAAGCACCUAUGGGAUCGGCUGGUCACCGGGGGGAUUGAUGCUACUCGGGUCGCAGAGUUCCACCGGGUCGACCUCGAUGCGAAAUUCUCUGACAGCUUCCAGAGAGCCGUCAGGGAGAGCAGAUCGCGAUCGUGCACCCUAAGAGAGCUCAUUGCCGACACCUCUGAUCUCCUUGCCUUCUGCCCCAACGCUGACUCAAACUUCCUCGUCACAUACCGGCAUCUUGGCCCUCCCGUGGUGGAGCUUGGACAAGUGCAGUUGAAGUUCGAUCAGAAGCUCUUCCUCUCUGUCGUGUCAGAAAAAGAAAAGUACUGGCUCGGACAAAGAGCUGCAGAGCCUGUCCGCAGCAGUGAGAGCUGGAAGUGUAAGUUCUGCCCUUUCUCGCAAAUCUGUCCCUCCUCCCCG